This is a messenger RNA of Cooperia oncophora, 306 nucleotides long. NCBI's taxonomy places the organism in Eukaryota, Metazoa, Nematoda, Chromadorea, Rhabditida, Trichostrongylidae. The record is from the annotation of a GenBank genome assembly.
AUGCACAGUUUCACGAAUGGUAAUUAUGGUGGUCGCUACCGACACGGUUAUAAACAGAGGGAAUCACGAAGGGACGAUCCUCCUUUGGGCACCUAUAUUAUCCCAGUUUCGGCCUCCAAUGUUGACGAGUGUUGUCAUGAACCAGAUCAUCGCCAACGUAAUGGGAUCUCAGGACCAUCGCAGCAAGAGUACCAUUCUGCAGAGCCAAGAGUUAUGAACCACUCGAAUGGAAAACCAGCCACUAAAUUGGAGAUAAAGUCAAAGGAGUAUCGGACGCUGGAAAAACACGCUCCACUGGACAUCUGA